UAUAAAUAUAGACACAGGGAGAGAAGCUGGCCUACUCAAGAGGAGCCAAUAGCCUGCAGAGCUAGGUAAGGAGAGCAGCCGCUUGGGUGGGGUUUGAGACCAGUGUGGAACUGGAUACAAGCAGAGUUUGCUCAGAUAGAAUUCAAAUUUUCUCUGGUUGCUGAUUUCUAUGCCAUCCGAGGUAAAUGUGUGUGUGUGUGUGUGUGUGUGUGUGUGUAGCCAUUUCAGUUUAUAGUAACAGAUGGGGGGGGGGUAGAGACAUAAUCCAUAUACAGUGGUGCCCCGCAAGACGAAUGCCUCGCAAGACGGAAAAACCGCUAGACGAAAGGGUUUUCCGUUUUGGAGUUGCUUCGCAGGACGAAUUCCCCUAUGGGCUUGCUUCGCAAAACGAAAAUGUCUUGCGAGUCGAGAUUUUUUUUUCGCUUCCCCCGCCCCCCUUUAUCUAAGCUGCUAAGCCUUUAAUAGCCUUUUAGCAGCUAAUCCACUAAACCGAUAAGCCUUUAAUAGCCGCUAAACCGCUAAUAGCGCUAAUCCGUUAAGCCGCUAAUAGGGUUGCUUCGCAAGACGAAAAAACCGCUAGACGAAGACACUCGCGGAACGGAUUAAUUUCGUCUUGCGAGGCACCACUGUACGUAGAAUUGUUUCAGAAGUUUUAAGUCACUUGUAACCAAACUUCAUAAACAGUUUCUUAAUAGCGGUGCAAAUGUUUGAAGAAGUGAGCUGAUGAUGAUCCUGCCUUAAGUCAGGUGGCGGAUUUCAGACCAACACAAGCAGAUUUCUAGAGGGGAUGGCAGUUUUGCCCUCUACACAGGCAAAUAAUGCAGUGGAAUACUGAAGCCACAUGAACAGGCUGUUAAAUCACUGUUGCCAGUAGGGCCUGGCGCCCACUGAGGCAUGUAGGGCCGGAGGCCAACAGCAGGUGGCACCAGAGCCAAUGUUUUCUAGUUUUGCCCUUGCCCUAAUCCCUGCUUCAGGGGCGGCACUGAGACUAAUAAGGAGGAAGCUGACUGGCAGCGCCACCCCCUGGUUGUAAGCAAGACGGCAGGCAGGUGGGAGUUGGCUGGGGAUAGGAUCAAGCUGUAAAGUUUUGGUCAGGGAUGGGCAGCUGACAAUUGACCAUGCUGGCGGGGAGCUGACGAGUGUUGGAUUCCCAUAGAAUCGGGAGGGCAGCAGGUUAGGGAUAGCUGCCCCAUGCCUCUAGCAACAGCUGAUCUGCAGAAAUCAGCUUUUUAAUAAAAAAAAUGCAGGCAAGGUUCUGCAGGCAAGGUUCUGCAUCAUUAAGGUAAAGGUAAAGGGACCCCUGACCAUUAGGUCCAGUCGUGACCGACUCUGGGGUUGCGGCGCUCAUCUCGCUUUAUUGGCAGAGGGAGCCGGCGUACAGCUUCUGGGUCAUGUGGCCAGCAUGACUAAGCCGCUUCUGGCGAACCAGAGCAGCAUACGGAAACGCCGUUUACCUUUCCGCCGGAGCGGUACCUAUUUAUCUACUUGCACUUUGACGUGUUUUCGAACUGCUAGGUUGGCAGGAGCAGGGACCGAGCAACGGGAGUUCACCCCGUCGCGGGGAUUCGAACCGUCGACCUUCUGAUCGGCAAGUCCUAGGCUCUGUGGUUUAACCCACAGCGCCACCUGCGUCCUUACUGCAUCAUAACUGCCUGGCUAUGUCUGUGGAUCAAGUUGCUUACUGAGGUGCAGGAGCAAAAGCUAGAGGGAAAGUGAGCAACCCUGUAGGAACUUGAUGACCUUUUAACUUUGUGCAAUUAAAAGAAAUUCCUAAACUUUAGGCCCAAACCCCCCUGGAAAAUACUACUAGUAUUCCCCCAUCCACCUUUUGGUUCUGGAGUCAAAUCCUUUUAUAUGAUGACAUUCGCACCCAUCACCCUGAGGUCCCAGGGGAGCUUGCAACCACUGAAAGAGAAGGGGUCCAAAGUUAAAGACAUGCCUCCUCCUCGUUCACAGAAAGCUGUCUGACGAAGACACCAGGCACACGUCUGUGGGAAGGGGGGAUCCACAACUCGGGGGCUGCCCCAGAGAAUACCCUCUCCUGGGCCAUUGCCCACCCUGAGUUUUUGAGGGCAGGGUGAUGGGUAGCAAGCGGGAGAGAGGCCAGCGGGCUCUUCUCUUGCCAAACCGCUUUGGAGCCCCGGGUUAAUGAGUGACAGGGUCAGAGUGGUCAGCCUGCCCUGCCACCCCAUAAAUGGAUGCCUUUCCUCUCUUUUCUGACAUUCGCCAUUAUUCUGCCUUUCCAGUGCCUCCCUGGGCCCAUUGCACCAUGAAGCUUCUUGCUGUUUUUCUCAGCUUGGCCGCCAUCCUAGGUAAGUAGGGGUCCCUCCAGUUAGGCUCUCACCUGCCUGAUUCCCCUCUUACAGCAUUGGCAAACACAGUCAGGAUCUAAAAAACCUUUCAAUGCAGUGAGUUGGGAAAAAUACCUACCCUGGCCCUACACAGGAUCUGUGGCUUUUAACAGCUGCAUUGCAAGCAAAAAUCCCACAGGUGCAGAUCUUCCUGGCACAUAGAAAGUGGGUGAGAUGUUAUCUGUUGUACUUUGACCCGUCGUGUAUUAAUGAAAGAUGCAACGCUUCAGUCAGGAGGUGAAUAGUGGCGGGCUGGAUUCAGCUAACCCACCCCACUGGCAGAAGCUGGUACAAUGAGCUUUCUCCCCCUAUGGACCCCCAUGCCUCCCCCAAAUCUCCGGAGGCUCAGGUGAACCCCCCAGAACAGCACCUGGGGAGAGGAGAGGGGAGGUGGUUCCACAGGGCAAGCAGAAAUUCUUGUGUUGACAGAACUAUCUCCUUAGCACUGCAUUGAAUUCCACCCAAUAAUAAUAGCAGCAGUUUGAUUUGCAAGCCUUUGUAAUGCUGAUGUCAGUUUGGGCAAUUCCAAAGGCAGAAGGCAGGGCAUGAGUGAGUCCCAUAUGCCUGUAAUAAAGGUAUAUCCCACCCUGUUCUGUUUCACAGAGACCAGAAACGAGUCUCUGGUAAAAAUUAUCCUCAGCAUUUGUCUUCUGGAGCUCUUGAUAGAACUCCAGCCCAAUGGUUGCCAUUAAUUUGAUUAAUUUGAUUUUGAAUUGAUUUUAGAAUGAGUUGAUUUUAGAAUGCAUUUCAAUUAAUUGAUGGUGAUUUUAUGCAAACUGUGUUACUUUUAUUGUUGUUAGCCACUCUGAGCCCGGCUUUGGCUGGGGAGGGCGGGAUAUAAAAAAAUUAAUAUAUUAUUAUUUUAUUAUUAUUGAUGUGAAUCUUCACCAGUUCACAGAAUUAUAGAAAGGGAUCCUGAGGGUCAUCUAGUUCAAUCCCCUGCAAUGCAGGAAUCGUGCCUGCAGUUGUCCCUGGGUGGUCUUCAUCCAUCAAAUGGUGGCUUAACUCUCUUUCCUCCCCAAUUUCAUGAAAUUUGUCCCUUCAGUUCAACUAGGGCACCCAGGGCACCUAACAACAAUACUAUGAAAUAUUAAAAAUUACAAUAGACUAACAAUAACUAAAAACAACAAGUCUGUAAAAAGGGGAACGGGGGAGAUCUCCAGCAUUAAUAGAUCUAAGAGCGAAGGUAAAAGGAUGGAAAAUGCGAAGGCGUGGAAAAAUAAAAAGACCCCUUGCCUGGCAUGGAAAUAAUAAAGAACUUGGUGCUGGGCAAACCUCUCUGGGGUGAGGAGAGACUUGCAGUUCCAUAGGCAGGGCGGUAACCACUGAAAAUACCUUUUUCUGGCUGGCGCCCUCUUUCCCUCAGAAGGCAUAGCCCUGAAGAUGUUCGUGAUAACCAGGCACAAAGGUCACUGAUCCUCGUGAUCCUUUGAGACCUGCCAAAAUCAAAACACCACCGAGAUGCCCAAACAGGCCACGUCAAACAGUUGUGGCUUCCCCCAAAAGAAUUCUGGGAGCUCUGGCAAAACUGACAUACAAGCUACGGGACAAGGAUAACUGUGACUUUAAAGAUGAAUAGGAACCUUUUACAAAGUAUUUGAAGAGGCAACAAAGCGAACUGGACUCCUAGGCUGGCUUUGAAUAAACAUUCACAAACUUUUUAUUGAUAAUAAUCAGCUAAAUAGUUUGAGGAUCUAUACAACUGUGUAACAUGCAGAAAACAGCAUUUUUAGAGAAAUCAAAGACUGGGACUGAGGGAAGUCGGGGGGUGGGGAGGGAGGGGAGGGAGGAAAAAUGGGGGGGGAAUAAGGAUGAUAUGUUUCUGGGUAAUAUGUUUUGUUUUAAUUUUGAAUAAAAAAGUUAUUUAAAAAAAGAAUUCUGGGAGCUGUAGUUUGCUAAGGCGUGUAGUUUGCUAAGACACUGAGAGCUGUUAGGAGAACCCGGUAUUCCUCUCCCUGAAAGGUUUAACGGCCAGUCUUUAUUUCCAGCAAACUCUGGGAAGUGUAGCUCUGCGAGGGGAAUAGAGGUCUCCUAACAACACCCUGCACCCUUAACAAACUACAGCUCCCAGAAUCCUUUGGGAGGAUUUAAAGCGGUGCUGUAGAAACGUGCUGUGAAUGUGGCCACACUCUCUUUUUCUGAGGUAAAAGAAUUCACACUUGUGUCAAGGCAGGAGAGCCUCAAGGCCAAUUCCAUAAGGAGGAUGCAUUCUUAUAAAGCUAGGGCUGCCAUAAGUCUGGGAUCCAUCCAUCCAAAAAUGGUGUCCAGGUGGAAUUUUCAGAAAUCGGUUAUAAUGGCUGGGAGAAGCCAGGCAUAUGGCAGCCCGUAUCGAAAAUGUUUAAUUAUAGGCUAUUUUAUCCCAAUAAAAUAGUUUUUAAAAACUUUACCUGUUUUGGAGAUUUUGCAAAAAAACGGGGAGGAGGACGCUCAACAACUUUCGUGUCUGGAUUUUCACUUUUUGAUGGCAACCCUAUUAUAUGUGGCAUCCUCCCUCCCUCCCUUCCUUCCUUCCUUCCUUCCUUCCUUCCUUCCUUCCUUCCUUCCUUCCCUCCCACAGGUUCUGCUUCAAGCGAUGAACCUGUGAGCACAGCCCUGACUUGGGAGCAGAUCCUCAGCCCCUUUCAAAAUUUCAAGCUACCCGAGGAGAUCAGGUGACACAAUAUCUUUAUAUAAACACACAAACCACAUCACCCUCCCAAGCACAGGUUGUACUGACCCAGACUAGGGCUGACAUCACGGGAUGCCACGUUGAAUUUGAUAAGAGAAAUCUCCAAGGGUGAUUUGAAAUCUCUACCCUGGGACUAGACUUAUGAUGCAGCAGAUACAAACGUGGUUCACUCAAAGGGGCUUCACAGAGACGAGGGUCUUUCAACAUCAUCUAAGAAGCUGGAAUUUAGAAUGGGGAUCCUGGGACAUAGGUACAUCUCUUUCCUUGGAACUGCAGGUUUAAAAUGUACUUAGGCUUCCUUUGGGGUGUGACAUUUAUCUCCCAAAGGAGGCCAGAACACCAGGGGCAGAGCAAAGCAAAGACGCACAUGGUCAGUGCAAGAGCCCAGCUGGAUUUCCCCUCCUGCUAUUUAUUGAUCAACGUUUGUAUGCUGCUUAACUGUCCACGAAGCCUCUAAGUGGUUUACAAAAGUAUAUAUAUAAUAUACAUUACAAUUGCCAGUAAAUGUUCAGAACAAGUUUAUAGCAAAAGCAAAAGUAUAUAAAGCCCUUAACAGCAUGGGAAUACUUUACGUGUGGGGAUUGCCUUACCCCACAAGUGCCCACUUGAUCACUUUGAUUUCUGGCACUGGAACUGUUACAGCUGACACAUAUAACAUCUAUUUUCACAUAUAAUUAUUGUAACAGCAUCUACACGGUGGCAAUCUCUGCCUAUUGACCGCAGGCAGGCGUGUUUGCUGUAUUUCUUUUUUGGCACCUGCUUAAAACAUUUUUGUUUUCGCAAGCCUGUCCAGACAUGUCAAAUGUGUUUACAUUUUUUUUUAAAAGAUUACUGCUGAUUUUAACUAUAUUUAAAAGGCUUUCAUUGCUUGUUCUCAGUUGCUUUUAACUGAGAAUAGUUGUAUUUUUGUAAACCCCUUUGAGGUUUUAUUACAAUUAAACAGGGCAUAAAUGUUGUUAAGCAAAUAAAUAAAUUACCCUCGUAUUCCAUGAAUUUGCCUAUCUUAGUUGGUAGGCUCUACGUGCGGCUACCUUUGAAGGUGACUCGGAAACUACAACUAAUCCAGAAUGCGGCAACUAGACUGGUGACUGGGGGCGGCCGCCAAGACCACAUAACACCGGUCUUGAAAGACCUACAUUGGCUCCCAGUACGUUUCCGAGCACAAUUCAAAGUGUUGGUGCUGACCUUUAAAACCCUAAACGGCCUCGGUCCAGUAUACCUGAAGGAGCGUCUCCACCCCCAUCGUUCUGCCCGGACGCUGAGGUCCAGCGCCGAGGGCCUUCUGGCGGUUCCCUCAUUGCGAGAAGCAAGCUACAGGGAACCAGGCAGAGGGCCUUCUCGGUAGUGGCGCCCGCCCUGUGGAACGCCCUUCCAGCAGAUGUCAAAGCGAUAAACAACUACCUGACAUUCAGAAGACAUCUUAAGGCAGCCCUGUUCAGGGAAGUGAUAUUUUACUGUAUUUUUGGUUUCUAUGGAAGCUGCCCAGAGUGGCUGGGGAGGCCCAGCCAGAUGGGCGGGGUAUAAAUAAUAAAUUUUUAUUAUAUUAUUAUUAUAUAGGCAUCAGCGCAGCUUGCGGUAGGUUUCACCUGUGUGUUGUGUGAAGAAGUGCUUGCUUUUGCCUUUUCCUCCUGAGAAGGAGAAAGAGAAACCAGCUUCAAUAACUGGCCUCAAUACGGCAUACUCCUUGAAGGACAACUGGCCUGUAGGUUUCUCCCUGGCUAAACUAUUUCUCCUCUGCUUCCGACAAAAGAAGAAUGGCAGACAAAAUUAAUGGACUAUGUAGAAUUGGACAAAAUGACAGGAAGGGUUCGAAACCUGCGGGACCAGAGAUUUACAGAAGAUUGGAAGAAGUAGAUGAAUUAUUUGAAGAGCAACUGUAAUCAACAAAUUACACUAGUAGGACUACAAGAAGUUUUGUAAGGAGAAAUAUAUGAAGUGUUACAAAGUAGAAAAAGUUAGAGAUAUUGCUUAUGAGUUUGAAAUGUAAUAGGGAAGAUAAGAAAUGCAUACUAAGAGAUUAGAUUGGAAAAUUUUCAGACAGGACUGAUGGAAGUAAAAAAAAAUUGAAUAAGAUGUAAAAGUAUGUUUAAUUACUGUUGAAAAUGAUAUGUUAAAAAACUAAUAUAUAUAUAUAUAAAACUAUUUCUCCUCUGCAGCACCCAGGCUGCUGACAAAUUCAACAGAGUCCAAAGCCACCUGGCAGAACUGAAGGACCAGCUUCUUCCGGCCCUCCAAAAGGUGACGGAGGACCUGCAGGAGCUGAAUCGGAAGGUGCAACCUUUCGCAGAAGCUCUGGACCAGAAGUUGCGGAGUGGCAUCACCAAAGUGCAUGAGCGCGUAGCCCCUUACACCGAGAAGCUGCAGGAGCAGGCAGAGCAACGGAUGGAGACCUUGCAGCAGACCCUGGCCUCUGGCAGGGAGAAGCUGACCCAGAACGUGGAGGAUAUUCGAGCCCAGCUGGAGCCUCUUGUGAAGGACAUGAAGACCAAAAUCCAACAGCAGACCCAGGAGCUCCGCCCCGUCAUCCAGCGACUUCACGGCAAUCUCAGGCAGACCUACAAAAGCUUGCAAGACUGCGCUGAAGACUUCCCGGGUUGUCUGGCCAAGUUUAUGCUGCCGCCCGAGUGAGAACCCGGUCUAGCAACCAAGAGGGGGUGAGCAGCAGGAUAAGGAUGGAGGGAGUCUGGCCUUUGUGCUAGAAAUUCGCAGACAGGCGCCUAGCAAAGGUUGAAGCAGCUGAAGAGCCACACUCUCCCUGACACAACGACUCCUUAUGCCUGUAAACAUCCCCUUAAUGGAGCAAUAAAAGACCUAGCCUUCAAUUAC
Podarcis lilfordi (Lilford's wall lizard) is the source of this 7845-nucleotide messenger RNA. The record is from the annotation of a GenBank genome assembly. Lineage: Eukaryota; Metazoa; Chordata; Lepidosauria; Squamata; Lacertidae.